Indicator indicator is the source of this 914-nucleotide messenger RNA. RefSeq names its product basic transcription factor 3 (gene BTF3). The record is from RefSeq and is a predicted model, not a curated record. Lineage: Eukaryota; Metazoa; Chordata; Aves; Piciformes; Indicatoridae. The transcript has 6 exons. Gene Ontology annotation, cellular component: nascent polypeptide-associated complex; cytosol. The coding region runs from base 112 to 600 and encodes 162 amino acids.
UCUUUCCGGCCGCCAUCUCGCUUAACUCCGCGUGCCGUGCCGGGUGCUGCGCCUGGCCCGCAUCUUUCUUCCUUCCUCUUGCUCUGGUGUCACCGCUCCUAUCCCGGGAAGAUGAAAGAGACAAUCAUGAACCAAGAAAAGCUCGCCAAGCUGCAAGCUCAAGUGCGCAUCGGUGGCAAGGGUACUGCCCGCAGAAAGAAGAAGGUUGUCCACAGAACAGCUACAGCAGAUGACAAGAAACUUCAGUUUUCGUUGAAGAAACUGGGAGUCAACAAUAUUUCUGGAAUUGAAGAGGUAAACAUGUUUACUAACCAAGGAACAGUCAUUCACUUCAAUAACCCUAAAGUUCAAGCAUCUCUGGCUGCUAAUACUUUCACUAUUACUGGUCAUGCUGAAACAAAGCAGCUGACAGAAAUGCUUCCUAGCAUCUUAAACCAGCUCGGAGCUGACAGUUUGACCAGCCUGAGGAGACUGGCAGAAGCCCUUCCCAAGCAAUCUGUGGAUGGAAAAGCUCCACUUGCUACUGGUGAAGAUGAUGAUGAUGAAGUUCCAGAUCUGGUUGAAAACUUUGAUGAAGCUUCAAAGAAUGAGGCAAAUUGAACUAAGUGUAACCUUGAGAAUAAAGUUUAAACUUGAAAAAGCAGCUUGGAGUUGCUAUUUUAUAUUGUGACUCCUUUGAUUUUGUUCUUAUUUCCUUAUGAGAUAUCAAGAUUUGUGAUACUUGGAAAAUCCUUGAACCUGCAGCUGGUUAGUUACUGCUCAUACACAAUACUAUAUUGUGGCCUGAUUGAACAAAUCUCUGCUUUGAAAUAAGUCACAUUGCUAACAAAUCUCUGCCUAGGCACAAUUUUUUAGUAACUCGUAUACAAGCAAAACCUCAUCUUUAAUGAACUUUGACAUACAAUAAAAAUAUA